Molecule: messenger RNA, 3134 nt
Organism: Limanda limanda (common dab)
Lineage: Eukaryota; Metazoa; Chordata; Actinopteri; Pleuronectiformes; Pleuronectidae
Gene: mier1b
Product: mesoderm induction early response 1b, transcriptional regulator
Exons: 13
Coding region: 29-1591 (520 amino acids)
Biological process (GO): negative regulation of transcription by RNA polymerase II
Cellular component (GO): nucleoplasm
Molecular function (GO): histone deacetylase binding; transcription corepressor activity
Source: RefSeq, a predicted model, not a curated record
CCUGACGUGACCCUGCAGGAUUGCAAACAUGGCGGAGCCCUCCCUCGGGAACUCGAGCCCAGGAGGUUCAGCAGGUUCCGAUGACCGGGAUUUCGACCCAGCAGCAGACAUGCUUGUCCAUGACUUUGAUGAUGAGCGCACCCUGGAGGAAGAGGAAAGGUUGGAGGCAUCAGAUGACACCAAUGCAAACGAGAUUGAAGAUCUCGCACGGGAGGGAGAAAUGCCCAUUCAUGAGCUGCUGAGUCUGUAUGGCUAUGGGGGUGGAUCAACAGCAGAUGAGGAUGAAGAGGAGGAAGAGGAACCUGAGGAAGAAGAGGAAGACGAGGAGGAGGAUGAGGAAGAAGACCUUGACAAUGACAACGACGAAAGCAGCAGAAGCACUGGCGAGUUGAAAAGAAAUGAGGGUGAGGGUGUUAGGAACUCUAUAGGACAGGGGAAUGAGGCCCAGACAACCUCUGAGGUUCGCACACGCUCAGUCAGGUCCCUCGGCACAGCAGAACUUAUGUAUUUUGAAAGCAAUAAUGAUGCAGAGGAGGAGUCAGAUGAAGAUGAAGACUAUGUUCCAUCAGAAGACUGGAAGAAGGAGAUUAUGGUUGGCUCCAUGUAUCAGGCAGAAACCCCUGCUGGCUUGUGUAAAUAUAAUGACAACGAAAAAGUUUAUGAAAACGAUGACCAGUUAUUGUGGAACCCCGAGUGUCUUCCUGAAGGCAAAGUAGUGGAGUUCUUAACAGAGGCAUCGAGGCGAACUGGAGAGGAGAAGGGAGUCGAUGCGAUCCCAGAGGGAUCUCAUAUCAAAGAUAAUGAACAGGCAUUGUAUGAACUGGUGAAAUGUGACUUUGACACAGAAGAAGCUUUAAGAAGACUUAAGUUUAAUGUAAAAGCAGCCAGAGAGGAGUUGUCUGUCUGGACUGAAGAGGAAUGUAGAAACUUUGAACAAGGAUUAAAAGCUUAUGGGAAAGACUUUCAUUUAAUACAAGCCAAUAAGGUGAGAACUAGGUCUGUAGGAGAAUGUGUGGCCUUUUAUUACAUGUGGAAGAAGUCUGAGCGUUAUGAUUUCUUUGCACAGCAAACCAGACUUGGGAAAAGGAAAUACAACCUUCACCCUGGUGUAACAGACUACAUGGACAGAUUACUGGAUGAGACGGAGAGCGCAGCAUCAAGCAGGGCGGCAUCGCCUCCUCCCACCACCUCCAGCAGCAGCGCCAGCCACUCAGAGAAGGAGGACAGCAGCAGUCAGAAUGGUGAGCUGAUGACUAGCCCUUACACACAAAUAGGUAUCGCAACUCACAAUUCAAACCACCCAGUGGAUGGCGCUACGUUGCUUCCAGUACAUUCAGUCAAACCUGAGUCGACUCAGUCCAACGGCCCCUCCAUUCCAACAGUGGAAUCUCCUCCCGUCUCAGACAACAACUCCAACGGCUGCAGCCAACCCUCUGCGCCCAACCACGACAGAAAUGGUUCUCUAGAGCCGCCGCUCGACCACAGAGACGCAGAGGCAGUGGCACUCGACCGGCCGGCCAAGAGGUGCAGGACGGAGGCAGAGCCUUUGGGCCAAAGUGAGGUGGAACCAUCCAGAACGCAGGAGAACUGAAGGUUUUCGAGCUUGGUUGCGCUCACUGAUAGACGGUAACCCGGGGUUAAAUGUCCCGACCUUUUUGACCUGGGAGCUCGGCAUCUCCUGAGAGCAAGGACUCACGAUAACAAGGUCAAAGGUCACUGCAAACGACACAGUGAAGAACACAGCCUACCAAACUGCAGCUGGUCCUCCGGGAGGGGCAGUGACAGACCCGUCACCCCCCCCCCACCCCACCCCACCCCGAACCCAUUCAUGUACUGACUGCCUGCAAAGCUCAUCCCAAAGUACCACAGCUCCAUCGUAUCUAUGAAACAUCUUCUCUCACCGUCUUUAUUCCCUUUUUCGGAGACUGACAAAAUUUUGCCAAGAAUUUCCUUUUUUUUUUCUAUUUGUACUCAAAGAAAAGACAUCACCUGAUUAUUUUUUUACACAAAGAGAUAUUUAUAUUUUUUAACAAAAAAAUCUUUAAUGAUUAAUUACUGUUCAAGCCAUUUGAACAUUUGAUGACACAGGGGACAGACCGACCGAUGCUCGAGUUGUCUUAAAGAGGCAGAAAGACGACAGGUAGGCUGGUGCUGCCACUGACUUGCUUUAGUUGCACUUUGAUUGUAUGUUUCUCAUUGUUGAUUGACUGAUCGAUCAGAGUGGUGAUGUAAAAACCCAGCAGAAUGACUUUUUCACUCCUUCACUCGCUGAACCGGCUCUGGCCUCGUAUCAUAGCUGUUUGUUUCUGAUAAAUAAACCGACGGGUUCGUCUCCCCCCUGACCCCCCCUGCAGGUUUGUUUGUGUAAAGCAGCUGACAUCAGUGAUGUCUCGUAUUAUAAUCUCAUCGUGUAGAAGAUCGCUGUAUUUUUGGAUUUUCAUAGUCAGUGCUUUGCUCAACACUUUGUUUUUACUAGACAGAAUGUUCAUGGUUUUUAAUGUAAAGUUUGUAUAGAUUUCUUACCUUGAGCAGUUGGUACAUUUUUAUAACUGAAUGUUUAUCUCUGUAUUUUCUGGUCUUCCUCGUAGGCUUCGCUUUUUUUGUUGAGAAACCUUUUUGCCUCUGUUGCUCUGAGAUGGAUGUAACUAAAGUAGCCAUUCCUCGUCCCCUCUCUGUCCGGCGGCACGUCUCAUUCCUGUGUGACCCUGCUCAGUCUCAGAUGUUUGUUGCAGAGCUUCAUGUUUUGUGCGUACAAAAUACUCCACAUUGUGGUUGAGCUUUGGUUUUUAAAAAGCAAAGGCUAAUGCUUAGUUUCAGCCAGCAUUUCCUGUCCCUCCACAGUGAGCGUCUUCAAAGCAGUUGACCUCCAGCAGACCAGGCUAAUUUGUUUUGGUACAGUAGCUUUUCAACUUAAUGCUUCAUUGUUUUACUUUGUACUCCAGCUUUGAACUUACAUUCACAAAUUAAGAUGAGUUUGUCUCAACUAAUGUUGAUCCAUGUAGUCUCUUUUCUCCUUUUUUAUUUACUGAUGGCUUUUUUUCUCUGUAAAUGACAAAAUGAAUAAAAAUGAAGUGUAUUCCAAGACUUGGCUAUGAAUGGAAUAAACGGCUAUAUUUAAUAAAUGUAUUAAUGAA